Molecule: messenger RNA, 7077 nt
Organism: Amphibalanus amphitrite
Lineage: Eukaryota; Metazoa; Arthropoda; Thecostraca; Balanomorpha; Balanidae
Product: ankyrin-3-like
Exons: 45
Coding region: 16-7062 (2348 amino acids)
Biological process (GO): signal transduction
Molecular function (GO): protein binding
Source: RefSeq, a predicted model, not a curated record
UGCUGUGCUGCAGCCAUGGACGGCGGACUGUGCCGGUGUCUGGCCUGCGGCAGGAGGCGGACGACGGACUCGCCGCAGGGUUCCCCGGCAGAGGACAGUGACCUGCGCAUUAGGAAGUCCGAUGCCAGCUCCAGCUUCCUGCGGGCAGCUAGGGGCGGCAACCUGGACAAGGUUCUCGACUAUAUCAAGAACGGCACAGACAUCAACACAUGUAACCAGAACGGUCUAAACGCACUCCACCUGGCCAGCAAGGAAGGUCACGGCCACAUCGUCAGUGAACUGCUCAGCAGAGGGGCAAAUGUUGACGCAGUCACCAAAAAGGGCAACUCGGCCCUGCAUGUGGCCUCCCUCGCCGGCCAGGAGGAGAUUGUCCGUCUGCUGGUGCAGGCGGGCGCCAACGUGAACGCCCAGAGUCAGAAUGGCUUCACGCCGCUGUACAUGGCGGCUCAGGAGAACCACGACGCCGUGGUGCGGUACCUGCUGGCCAACGGAGCCAACCAGAGCAUCGCCACAGAGGACGGGUUCACGCCACUGGCCGUGGCGCUCCAGCAGGGCCACGAUAAGGUGGUGGCUGUCCUGCUCGAGAACGACACGCGCGGGAAGGUUCGGCUGCCGGCGCUGCACAUUGCCGCCAAAAAGGACGACUGCAAGUCGGCCGUUCUACUGCUGCAGAACGACCACAAGUCGGACGUGACGAGUAAGUCUGGUUUCACGCCGCUGCACAUCGCGGCGCACUACGGCAACCAGAACAUCGCCUCUCUGCUGCUUGACAAGGGCGCGGACAUCAACUACAUGGCCAAGCACCACAUCACGCCGUUGCACGUGGCCGCCAAGUGGGGGAAGGCCAAUAUGGUGACGCUGCUCUGUGAGCGCGGCGCCAACCAGGAGGCCAAGACGCGCGACGGCCUCACGCCGCUGCACUGCGGCGCGCGCAGCGGACACGAGAACGUCGUCGACCUGCUGCUCGAAAAGGGCGCCUUCAUAUCGGCCAAAACCAAGAACGGUCUCACGCCGCUGCACAUGGCGGCCCAGGGCGACCACGUGGACGCCGCCCGGAUACUGUUCUACCACAAGGCGCCGGUCGAUGACGUCACCGUCGACUACCUGACCGCCCUGCACGUGGCCGCGCACUGCGGCCACGUGAAGGUGGCCAAGCUGCUGCUGGACCGUCACGCGGACGCCAACUCCCGGGCGCUGAACGGCUUCACGCCGCUCCACAUCGCCUGCAAGAAGAACCGCAUCGAGGUGGUGGAGCUGCUGCUGAAGUACGGCGCCAGCAUCGAGGCCACCACCGAGUCUGGCCUGACACCGCUACACGUGGCCUCGUUCAUGGGCUGCAUGAACAUCGUCAUCUACCUGCUGCAACACGACGCUAAGCCCAACCACGCCACGGUGCGGGGGGAGACGCCGCUGCACCUGGCGGCCCGCGCCAACCAGGCUGAUAUCAUCCGCAUCCUGCUCAGGAACAGGGCAGAGGUGGACGCCCGGGCCAGGGAGCAGCAGACGCCGCUGCACAUCGCCGCCCGUCUGGGUAACGCCGACAUCGUGAUGUUACUGCUGCAGCACGGCGCCGCGGUCGACUCGACCACCAAGGACCUGUACACGGCGCUACACAUAGCCGCCAAGGAGGGCCAGGACGAGGUCGCCCAGGUGCUGAUGGAGCACGGCGCCUCGCUCUCGGCGGUCACCAAGAAGGGCUUCACGCCGCUCCACCUGGCCGCCAAAUACGGAAACAUGCGCGUCGCCAAGACACUGCUGGCCAAGGACGCGCCCGUGGACGCCCAGGGCAAGAACGGCGUGACUCCGCUGCACGUGGCGGCCCACUACGACCACCAGAAUGUGGCGCUGCUGCUGCUUGAGAAGGGGGCCUCCGUCAAGGCCACCGCCAAAAACGGCUACACGCCGCUGCACAUCGCCGCCAAAAAGAAUCAGAUGGACAUAGCCACCACUCUGCUCGAGUACGGCGCCGAGACCAACUGCGAGUCCAAGGCCGGGUUCACACCGCUCCAUCUGGCCGCUCAGGAGGGACACUCGGACAUGAGCACACUGCUCAUCGAACACAUGGCAGACGUCAACCAGAAGGCCAAGAACGGUCUCACGCCGCUGCACCUGUGCGCCCAAGAGGACCGGGUGCCGGUGGCCGCUAUCCUAGUGAAGCACGGGGCAGAGGUGGGACCAGAGACGGCGGCCGGCUACACGCCGCUGCACGUGGCCUCGCACUUCGGGCAGCUCAACAUGGUCCGAUUCCUGCUGCAACAUCAGGCCGAGGUGAACCCGGUGACCGCUGCGGGCUACACGCCGCUGCACCAGGCCGCCCAGCAGGGGCACACUCUCAUCAUCAGCCUGCUGCUCGAACACAAGGCGCAGCCGAACGCCGUCACCAACACUGGCCAGACGGCGCUGUCGAUCGCCCAGCGGCUGGGCUACAUCUCCGUGGUGGAGUCUCUGAAGGUGGUGACGGAGACGGUCAUCACCACCACCACCACGACGGUCACGGAGGAGAAGUACAAGGUGGUCUCGCCGGAGACCAUGCAGGAGACCUUCCUCAGCGACAGCGAGGAUGAAGGAGGGGACGAUUUUCUCGACUCUGCUGUGUACGGGCGUCCGUCCAAUGCCCAGCACGUGUACCUGCCCUAUUACGAGGGCCAGAUGGAACUCAGUCCGGAGGACCAGCCAGCCGGCGACUCCACGUACAAGUACCUCACCGUGGACGAAAUGAAGUCGCUCGGCGACGACUCGAUGCCCAUGGACGUCUCCCGGGACGAGUUCUUUGACCGCUCGCACGACUUCCACACCGACUGGAUCAGCCCGGCUCCUCCCGUUGAGGAGACCAUCUCGCCGCAGAAGAUCAAAGAGUCGUACGCCCAGUUCACGGGCAGUUUCGCGCCCGACAACGUGGACAUCUCGCGCUCGCCAGUCACCGCCGGGGCCGGCGACCCCGCCGCGUCGGCCCCAGCAGCCGUCAAGUCGACUAACCCCCCGCUCCCACGCAUGCUACCGGCCAGACCUAAACUCAAGUGGAAGUCGUUCCUGGUGAGCUUCAUGGUUGACGCGCGAGGUGGCGCCAUGCGCGGGUGUCGCCACUCGGGGGUGAGGGUGAUCGUGCCGCCCCGGAAGGCGGCGCAGCCCAUGAGGAUCACCUGCCGUUACCUGAAGAAGGACAAGUUGCUGCACCCACCGCCGCUGAUGGAGGGCGAGGCCAUCGCCAGCCGAAUCCUGGAGAUGGGCCCGGCGCAGGCCAAGUUCCUCGGACCGGUGAUAAUCGAGGUGCCGCACUUUGCGUCUCUGCGCGGUCGGGAGCGGGAGAUUGUCAUCCUGCGCUCCGACAACGGCGAGACGUGGAAGGAGCACACGUUGGAGGCCUCCGAGGAGGCCGUCCAGGAGGUGCUGAACGAGAGCUUCGACGGAGACGAGCUGAAGCAGCUGGAGGACCUGAACACGAGUCGCAUCACGCGCAUCGUCACCACCGACUUCCCCCAGUACUUCGCCAUCGUCAGCCGACUGCGCCAGGAGGUGCACGCGAUCGGCACGGAGGGCGGCAUGGUGUCUAGCACGGUGGUGCCGCAGGUGCAGGCCGUCUUCCAGCCGGGCGCCCUCACCAAGAAGAUCAAGGUCGGCCUUCAGGCGCAGCCGAUCCCACCGGAGCUGGUGGCCAAACUACUCGGGAACCGGGUGGCCGUCUCACCAAUCGUCACUAUAGAGCCCCGCAGGCGCAAAUUCCACAAGCCGAUAACUCUGACGAUACCGGUGCCGCAAGCGGCCGCCAAGGGCAUGAUCAACCAGUACAGCGGCGACGCUCCCACCUUGAGACUGUUGUGCUCGAUAACAGGUGGCACGACGCGCGCCCAGUGGGAGGACGUGACGGGCAGCACGCCGCUGACGUUCGUCAACGACUGCGUCAGCUUCACCACCACGGUCUCUGCGCGCUUCUGGCUCAUGGACUGCCGUAACGUCACAGAGGCUACCGCCAUGGCCACAGAGCUCUACAAGGAGGCCAUCCACGUGCCCUUCAUGGCCAAGUUUGUGGUGUUUGCGAAGCGUCACGACCCGCUCGAGGGCCGGGUACGCGUGUUCUGCAUGACCGACGACAAAGAGGAGAAGACGCUGGAGCAGCAGGAGCACUUCGUCGAGGUCGCCAAGAGCCGAGACGUCGAGGUGCUCGAGGGUAAGCCUCUGUACCUGGAGUUUGCCGGAAACCUGUUGCCCGUCACCAAAUCGGGCGACCAGCUCAACUUCAACUUCUACAGCUUCCGGGAGAACCGGAUGCCGUUCAAUAUGCGCGUCAAGGAUCACACCCAGGAGCCCAUGGGACGCGUCGCCUUCAUGCGGGAGAAAAAGCUCUCCCGCCAGGACGCGCCUCAGCCUCCCAUCUGCAACCUGAACAUCCAGCUGCCGGCCGACAUCUGUCCCGAGGCUGAUGUAUCGGCGGACAGCGAGCUGCUGCGACAGCGGCUGACACCGCUCACUGUCCGGAGUAUCGGGCGGCUAGUUCGGCCGGAGAUCCACCGGGCGGAUAUUCGGAUAACGGACAUCGCCCACAAACUAGGGAAGGACUGGGUGGCACUGGCGCCGCACUUAGAUAUUCCCGAGUCGGACAUUCAGCUGAUUCAGACCGAGUACCCGGACGACUCGGCGCAGCAGGCCACUGUGAUGCUACGACUCUGGAUGAACAGCGCCGGUCAUGACGCCACCGGCAACACGCUGGCGCGCGGCCUGCAGGCCAUCCACCGUGACGACAUCGUGACGGCGUGUAUCACCGACUCCGUGAUGGUGACGGACGCCAUGGAGGCCGCCAUGGCCAAGGCCCGGCUCGACCAGUCAGGUUUCGAUAGUCUGCGUGAGGAGUUGGGGCCCUCCAGAGACACCUCAUUCAGACCGGACCUGACGCUGGACGACCGAGACAUCAUGAAGGAGGCAGAAAGUGUUGAAGAUGUACGAGUAUCAGAAGUUGGCAAAACCGAGCCUGUCAUCACGCCGCCCGGUGACGCCGACGAGCGGAAGUACGCCGCCGAGGAGAAGACGGUCUCCUCUGCCCCGGAGCCGGUGCCGGAGCCGGUGCCGGCGGCGCCGCGGCCCAGCCGGCCCGUGGCACCCAUCGCGCCCAAGGACGGCCCGGCCACCGGCCAGGUCACCGUCACCGACCUGGCCAGUCCCGUCGAGCAGGAGCGGGAGAUCGCGCCCGUCAAACUCGAACACCCCGAGGUGGCUGAGCGGGAGGAGAAGCGGCGCUCCAUGGUGCUCAGGGAGCUCGGAGACGCGCUGGCUGAGGUGGAGCGAACGCAGCCUCCUCUAGAGCGGCCCGGCAGGGAACCGACAGACGAGCCUGUUGUCGAGGAGCCGGUCAUGGUCUCAGAAAAGAAGGGUCUCAAGUCACCGGUCACGCCCGCAAUGAGUGUCCCCACGGCUGCCGUGCGCACCCACACCGCCCCCGGUGUCUCUGAGGCCCCGCGUGAGCUGCCCCGCGCCCCCACUCCCCCCUCCACCCCCACGGAGCUGGAGCCGCCGCAGCCAGAUGGCAGUAAAACCACCGUAAUGCAACAAACGAGCGAUACCGUCACCGAAGACGGUCGAUUGGUGCAAAAAUCGACCACCAUCACCACAACCAGUGUCGGAGAAACCUCCGACCUUGUCGAGCGCCUCACUUCUGAAGGAGAUCUUCAGAAGUCCGAGGCUGCGCAAAGCGUCGAGGAGAAAGAUGUUUCGGCAGAUGGCGCGCCGGUCGCCUCCGCUCCGCCGCAAGUUGUUUGGCAACCGCUAACCACUUCUGAGCUCGAGAUGACGUCACCAUUGCCUCCGGACGCCGCUGAUUGGCUGCCGCUGACCACCUCUGAGAUGACGUCACAGCUGCCGCCGGACGCCGCCAAUUGGCCGCCGCUGACCAUCACGGAGGAGUGGCCGGUGACGUCACUCGCCGGGGGACCGCGCGGCCCUCGCUGGGCGCUGUUGGCUGUCGCCGACCGCGACCUUCUGCCCGUUGACCUCGCCGGUGACCUCGGUGACCUGGGGCUCUCUGGUGACCUCGGUGACCUCGGGAGUCUCCCUCGUCACUCGGAUGAUACCGCCACAGCCGUGCCGACAUCCGCCCCUCCUGUCCAGAAGCCCCUCCCUGUUGACGUCACGGCUGACCUGACGGGUAACGUCACGGCCUCGGUGAGCCCUCUGAGCGAGUUCGCGGACGCGGCGGCCGGUCCGGCCGGCUGGGACUCCUCGGACACUGAGGGUGAGACGGCGCCGGACAUCAGCCUGACGGAGCUGCCGGCUGGCACCGAGCUGGACCAGGACCAGUGCCGGCUCAUCAGCGUGGCGCGACAGCUGGCCGACGUGGCGGAGGGCCUGCGGAGGCUCUCCCUGACCGAGGAACCUGAGCAGGACUGGGCCUCUCCCGAACGGGAGGUGGGCAGAGAUCCACUCGUGGGGGAGGAAAGCGGAGGUACUGCCCUUGGAGAAGACAGAGAUCUCUUCCAGGCAGGCAGGAUCUCGUCUCAGAGAGAGAACAUGGUUCCCUCUGUGCGAGAGGUGGACGGCUCUGUGAGGCGUUCGGCGGCAGCGUUCGGGGGUCCGUUGAGCCUCGCCAGCGGUCCCAGCCCGCCGGGUAGUCCGCUGGGGGACGCUUCGUGGGGCCGCGGCGGUCUGUCCGUCGGGCCGCCGACCCUGAGCGGCUCGGAGGAGUCCCUGGGGCCGCACAUCCAGCGUACUGACUCCACAGAGGAGGAGGACCAGGGGCCGGUGUGUGCCCAGGUGCGGCUUGUGGUCAGGACCCGCUCCCCGGGCUGCGAGGCCGUCGAGAUCCGCAGCAUCCGACAGUUUGUGAGCGGGGAGCCGGGCCGGUUCGAGCGGGCCGUGCGCGCUGGCUCGGCGGCGGCCCGGAGCCCGUCCGCCGGCUCUUUCGAGAGCCAGAGGUGUGUGACUCGCGCUGAAGUGGCGGCCAGGUCUGCGGAGGCGCAGCGUCCCGAUGACCUGGGACUGAUGGCCACUCUCCAGGGAGAAGGUCGAGGUAAGACGCGAUACUCUGAAGACAGAGGACGGCGACGUGGCCGGUGUGCCAGAGUGGGGUUCCCUUAGCUAACCCAGUGGAUG